This is a messenger RNA of Oldenlandia corymbosa var. corymbosa, 761 nucleotides long. The record is from the annotation of a GenBank genome assembly. NCBI's taxonomy places the organism in Eukaryota, Viridiplantae, Streptophyta, Magnoliopsida, Gentianales, Rubiaceae.
AUGAAAACUGCUUUUGUUCUACUUUUUCUUGUUGUCCUUUCUGUUUCCAACCCUCCAUUUUCUUUUGCAGCCGAAGCACCAAACCCGGUGCUGGAUGCUAAAGGGAAAAUAGUCCGAUCCGGUGCUCGGUAUUACAUAUGUCCGGUAUACCCGAGUACCGGCGGCCUCACACUAGAGAGCCUAGACAACAAGCCGUGCCCUCUUGACAUUGUGCAAGAGGAUCAGGUGCCUGGACUUCCUGUGUCAUUUUAUCCUAUUAAUCUCAAAAAAGGCGUGGUUCGUGUUUCCACGGAUCUUAACGUGGAAUUCCCAACUGCUUGUAAGACUAAAUGCCCCAACUCCAAUUGGUGGACUUUUGAUGUUUGUCCUUCGACUGGAAACUAUUUCCUCUCAACUGGUGGGCAGCUAGGAAAUCCAGGCCCUAAUACCAUUAGAAACUGGUUCAAGAUUGAACCGUACGGCCCUGGCUUGUACAAGUUUCUUUACUGUCCCACAUUUAGCAAAGCGGCUUGCAAAUAUGUUGGGAUUGUUGUUCAAAACGGGAAGAGGCGCCUUGCUCUGAGCGACAUCCCAAUGAAGUUUGUGUUGAAGCAAGCAUAAAUGAGGAUUUGAAUUUCUCAUGGAAUGGAUUACAAGACAAGUAUAUUUGCAUGCAUGCAGGCUAUAUAUUUUGUCUUUAAGUUUAAUUUGUUGGUUUUAAUUAAGAAUAAGGAGAGUAUGCUGUCAAGCUACUCAAGUUGUUUUUUGUGUGUAAUAAGGGA